Molecule: messenger RNA, 4203 nt
Organism: Peronospora belbahrii
Lineage: Eukaryota; Oomycota; Peronosporomycetes; Peronosporales; Peronosporaceae
Source: the annotation of a GenBank genome assembly
AUGGAUUCUGAAGGAUUUACAUCACGUGCGUGGCUAAGCCAUUGGGUAUCAGGUGAAGAAGAACCCGUAAAUAAUUACUAUGAAGAUCAUAAAUUGAUGGAAGGAGCGCUAAUUAAAUUGGGUGAUUAUGCUCAUUUUCGAUAUUUUCUACUCUUUCGUAAUGGUCGUUUUUGCUAUUAUGAGUUACCAAUGCCUACAGCAGGACCUGGUGGUGGUGGAGGAGGAGGACCUAAUGAAGGAGGAGGAGGAACUACUGGAACAAAACGUGUUCAUUUGACACUUACAUCAAAGAAUUUACGUGGUGUGAUGAUGCUAAAUGCCUCAUUAAAUACGAAAGAUAUAGCCAAGAGUGAAGACGAGUAUGAUGCCGAUCUUCUUAAACGUGGUCUUGUAUUUAAUCGGAAGAAAUUAGAGAUGCAACUUACAGGAUAUUCUCCUACAGGACAACUCAUGUGUUGGAAACUUCGAGCUGGUAAAGAUGCAGUCUAUCUCAAGUGGGAACGUGCAUUUCGAUUAGCAUUGCGUCCUAUUUGGGUACAGAAUUCAAAAUGUUGCAUGGUUUGUAAGAAAGAAUUUAGCUUUUUUAUUCGUCCACAUCAUUGUCGUAAGUGUGGAACGUGUAUGUGUGAUGAAUGCUCGGUAUUUGUUCCACGAUUACCUAUGCAGGGAUAUUAUGACGAAGUUCGAAUUUGUAGGGACUGCUCACCCGUUAAGAUCCAGCGAUCGGCGUUAAAACUGGGCACGUGUGUGUUAGUAUACGGGAUUUUGGUUGGUAGAGUGGUGCAGGUUGAUGCUGCAGAUGACUCAGAGGACGGAAGAGCAUUUGUUAAUGUAGAGCUUGUCAAGAAAGACAACCAGUUGCGACGGUUUCCACUAGAACAUGUGGAGCUCUACUCUGACGUCGUGCUGUCAGCUAACCGCAUUAAGAACGCGAUCCGUCAACACUUGUCGUACACUGUUUUUCGGACACAGCUCAACUUCAAUACAUGGAAUUUGCUGGAAACUGUUGAAGAACAACGCACAGUGCAGAUGGUACGAAUACUUAACAAGUCGGCAAGUAUCAGUGAGUUGCAGUCAAUGGUACCGAUGCUUGGACCAUUGGACAUGAUGCAGUUUCCUGAGAAUGACGUCUCUGAACAAGAUCGUGUGAAGAAGUCUCUUUCGCAUUACCGAGGUGUGCAUGUCUCGUUUCCGUUGCGGCUGGAAACGGUAAAGAGACUGAUUAAUCAGUUCCGCAAUGGUAUUUUGCUCCACCGCGUCUUCGUACGGCAAAUUUUGGACGAGUCGCAAAAACAGUUUCGAACCAUUCACCAGUCACCUAUGAAUGAGAUUGAGAUACCGAUUGGUGUGCAGUUAGUCGUUGUCGGCGAUUUGCAUGGACAAUUAGAGGAUUUGCUGACGAUCUUGGACAAGAACGGUGUACCGAGCAGCAAAACAUGGUAUCUCUUCAAUGGUGACUUUGUGGAUCGCGGAUCGCACGGAAUUGAAGUGAUCUUGCUCUUGCUGAUAUUCAAACUACUGUACCCCAGUUAUGUGUUCUUGAACCGUGGCAAUCACGAAGAACGCAUGAUUAACGAGGUUUUUGGAUUUGAAGAUGAAAUCUAUACAAAGUAUGGUACAGACAGUGAUGGAGUGGCUGGAUGGAGUGGUUUAGGUACUUCUCUCAACUACUCACCCAUGAAGCUCUUUCAGGUGUUUGAGACAGUGUUUGGUUUAUUCCCGAUCUUCGCAUUGCUUAAUAAGCGAAUCUUUAUUGUACAUGGUGGUUUAAGUAAUCAUGAAAACGUUACGAUUGAGGAAUUGCUCCAGCUUGACCACAAGCGUGAGAUUCCUACUCAAGGUACAAGCCGUGCAGACGAAAUCUUUACGCAUUUGUUGUGGAGUGAUCCACGUGACGAAGACGGGUGGAAGCCGUCAAGCCGAGGGGCUGGUGUAGAAUUCGGUCCUGACAUCACAAAAGCGUUUUGCGCACAAAAUAAAAUUAGUCUCAUCAUUCGGUCGCAUGAAUGUCGAGAAGAAGGUUUCGACAUUCUCCACGACGGCUUACUUCUGACUGUUUUCUCAGCAUCAAGCUACUGCGGUUCCCAGACUAACAAAGGUGCCUACGUUCAGCUAGAGUUAGGAGAGGACAACGAUAUUAAGCCACAUGUGGUGCAGUUCUCUUCGCAGCCGCUUCAAAAACUGAAGGACGCCGGAAGAAACGAGUGGCGAAAAAAAGCACAACGAUUGGAGCGAAGAACUCUGAUGUCUCUUGUUGAGAUGAUUUGUGAAAAGAAGAACGGACUGCUAACCGCUUUUAACGAGCUGGACACUACCGGGUCCGGACACGUGACGAAAUUGGAGUGGAAAGCAGUUUUGCAGAAGGUUUUGGGUAUUCCAGCGAACUUUUUGUCGUAUUUUAAUCAACUGGCGGAGGCAAACCAGCAAGGUUGUGUCGACUACCAGAAGUUUCUCAAUCGUUACACUGUUGAGCUGGAUGGUGGCAAUGUGGAGUGGAGGCGUAAUCUGAUCCGUAAGGUUUGGGUAGGGUUCUGUCAAGCACUUCCUCGUCCGUCUGAGACGGAUGCUGAAAAGAUAACAUUGCAAAACAAACUUCAUUUUGCAUUCAAUCUUUUCCAGUCAUCCUCCUCUGGGGCUGCCAAUACGCAACAUGCGCCAAAAUCUGCCUCAACAGCCGAUGAAUCCGGACCAUCUUGUAGUAACUCGUUCCAGGUUGAUAAACUGAAGGAAAACUACGUGCGCAAUGGUCUGGUCACGUACGAGGCAUUUCGAAAUACUAUCCAGGGCAAGUUGCAGCUGAGAGACACACUGUCAGAGCAACAGAUUUUUGAGCUCAUGCAACACCUUGAUCAGAACCACGAUGGCGUGGUCGAUUAUCAAGAGUUUUGCUCGUUCUUUGCCGAGUUUAGCCGGACCGAUUAUUUGCAAGAAAUCUUCGAGGUGGACGACACGAAGGCCAUAUCUCUCCUAAAUCGCUGUGCUACGCUCUUGCAGAACUCAAACAAGUUUGCAUCGCUGCGAGAUGCGUUCGAUGCAUUUGAUCACAGCAAAACGGGUAAAUUGACUGUGGAUGAUAUUCUAAAGGGAACGCAGGAGCUGGGCAUGGUACCGGAACUUGACAACGACGAAGCCCAGCUACUCUUUAACUCGAUUCUACUCAGCUACUACGGCAUUAACGAGCGGCAUCAAUGGAAUACACGGGGAUUAAACUGGAUUGUAUUUGAGGACACGUUUUCACCGGACAGCACGUUUCAGCGACGUCUGUGGUUGGCAAGCCUGAGUGCCUCAAACUCAAACCUGGCCGCUCUAGACGUUCGUGAUUCGUUGUCGGGGGAAGAUGAGACUGUUCAGGAGGGACAGGUUUCGAAGAACCAGACAUGGGCUGACAGUUUUGUUGAUAGCGUCAAGCAGUCACUGCAUGAGCAACGAUUGUAUAUCAAGUUCCUGUUCCGGAUACUGGACCGUAAGAGACAUGGAUAUGUGACCAAGGAUCAGUUUAUUGCUACCAUGCAAGCCAUCAACGAAGAGCAUGGAGCACCAUUGAAACUUCCGCAGCUCGAGCAAUUGGCCGAUGCAUUUGCUUGUCCCAAGACUGCUCGGCAUAUUUCAACUGCAGGUGAAGAGAUAGAAGAGACGCGUACGUAUGUUUCUUAUCCUGACUUUCUUCGUAGUUUGCGCAUCAUUGACUCAGGACCGACAGACGGUAGUGAGAUCACCACACCAGAGGUGCAUGAUACCGUCAAAAAGGUCUUUUUUUUAAAGUCAACUAUGGUUCGUAUGAGUGUACUAGCCGACUGUCUGAAGACAAUGUACAAUGCUGAAAAGCGUGGUAAACGUCAAGUAUUGAUCCGUCCCAGUUCCAAGGUGAUUGUCAAGUUCCUGCAGGUUAUGCAAAAGAAUGGAUACAUUGGUGAAUUCGAGAUUGUAGACGAUCACCGUGCUGGCAAGAUUGUGGUGGAACUCAAGGGCCGAAUCAAUAAAUGUGGCGUCAUUUCGCCGCGUUUUGAUGUAAAGCUGGUGGAGUAUGAAAAGUGGAUUAACAAUCUUCUACCAUCGCGUCAGUUUGGUCACAUUGUUUCAAAUUGGAGACCAGACCAUGAAGAUAAGCCAACAAGAUUGGAGCUGGUAAAUGCAGCUGGGCAAUAUCGAUGGGCUUUCCGAUGGGCUCGACAUUUGAAAGAAGUAGCAAGGUCUGCAAAGUGA